AUGAGUGUGACAUCAUGGUUCCUGGUGAGCAGCUCAGGCACUCGACACCGCCUCCCAAAAGAGAUGAUCUUUGUGGGCCGAGAGGACUGUGAGCUCAUGCUGCAGUCCCGCAGCGUGGACAAACAACAUGCUGUCAUCAACUACAACCCAACUACUGAUGAACACCUGGUCAAAGACCUGGGCAGCCUGAACGGGACGUUUGUGAACGACCUGAGGAUUCCUGAUCAGACCUACAUCACCCUCAAACUGUCGGACAUCAUCCGCUUUGGAUACGAUUCUCAUGUCUACGUUCUGGAGAAGAGUCAACACAAAGUCCCAGAGGAAGCGCUGAAGCAUGAGAAGUACAGCAGUCAGCUGCAGAUGAGCCUGAAGGUUUCAGAGAAGAAGACAGAGCUGGAAGAUCGAAGCAGAGCGGAGAAGAGUCAGAGCAAGAGCCUGACACAAGAGGCUCCGGUGUGUCGGCCCACUCCUCUGUAUGGUCAGCCGUCCUGGUGGGGAGAGGAGGAUUAUGGGAGUAAAGUUCAGACCAGCGAUGAGCCACAUCCAGACGGUCACAAAGACGCUCCGUCUGUGGACCCGGACUUUCCCGGAUCCGUGUCAGACCCCCAACCAAAGACCAUCUUCCCCUCAUACCACCGUGAACCCAGCUACUUUGAGAUCCCCACCAAGGACUUCCAGCACCCCAAAACCUCGGGGACGGAGCUCCACGAGAUCCCCACCAAGGACACUGACACCGCCCCGACUCCGCCCACCUCGACCCCGCCCGUUGUUCAGAGCCACGCCUCCUUCACCAUCGAGUUUGACGACUGCAUGCCCGGUAAGAUCAAGAUCAAAGAUCACGUCACCAAGUUCUCCACCCGCCAGAGGAAACAGCAGCAGGCUCCACCAUCUAAGACGACCAUCACGGCCACACCUGCAGAGGUGAUGUCGGCAGAGAGCAAGGUGGCUGAUUGGCUGGUGCACAGUGAUGUCAGCAUGAUGAGGAGACGUCCGACGUGUGAAGACGUUUACAGCACCAAGAGCGACCUUGCCAUGAACAUCAAGACCCUCAAAGGUCACCAUCAUGAGGAUGGAACCCAGAGUGACUCCGAGGACCCGGUUCUUAAAGGGAGGAGUAAAUCCCACCACUCAGUCCACUCUCACCACUCCAUCCAAUCAGAGCAGUCAGAGGCGUCCCAGCAGACCGUCCAGUCAGGUCAAUCUGUCCACUGUCAGCCACCUGCCCCGACACAGAAACUCCACCAGCCGCUGCAGUACUCUCCGCCCAGACCAGCCCCACCCUCACCUGCUCCAUCUCCCACUAUAGAGACGCCCAAGCAGGGGCCCCCGGAGCACCUCACCCAGCAGGCCUUCAUCAUCGAGUUCUUCGACGACAACCCGCGUAAAAAGCGUUCACAGUCCUUCACCCACAACCCCGCCCAUGCUGACUCGUACUCAGCCCUGAAGGCCAAGCUGGAGCGGCGGAAAGGCGGCGAGAGGCCGGCGUCCGUGCACGGCCACAUCCCUCCCACCCAGCAGGUGACGGUCCCUCUGAAAGGACAGAGCCACGGUGGACCCCAGAGAUCAAGCUCUCUGAAGAGGGAGAAGACAGAGGGGGAGGCGGCCUCGUUAAGUUCCUCCUCUCGCUCGUCCUCGGGCAUCAUCAUCAGGCCCUUCGGCAGCGUCGGGAAGAAGUCCAAACUCGCCCAGGAGUUUGCAGCUGAAUUCCUGAAGGAUUCGAGUCAACAGGAUUCCUCCCCAACCAGGGACAAGAUGUCACCUCCACCAAUGUCUGCGCCACCGGUGAUGGUGUCGCCUGCUCAUGCAAGGAUUCCUUCCCCACAAGAACCCCCAGCACUGUCUUCAGUCUCCUACCCAUCCUCACCCUUACAGCCUCCAGCAAUCUCAAAGUCCUCCAUCCCCACCAAUGCCGGACAGACCUCCUCUCCGGCCCACUCCUCUGGACCUCACUCGUCCUCCAUGCUGCCUCUGGGCGUCCGAGCAGGAGACAUGAAAGGUUCCCAGAGGACGGUGAGGAAUGAGGAGGACGACAGUCUGAGUGACGCCGGGACCUACACCAUUGAGACGGAGUCGCAGGACAAAGAGGUGGAGGAGGCUCGCAACAUGAUCGAUCAGGUGUUUGGUGUCCUCGACUCUCCAGAGUACAGUGGUGUGAACACAGGAGUCUAUAGACCUGUAAUAAAUGAUGGCAAGGAUGAGCAAGCUAACCUGCCUAGUGAUGGUAGCACUGUGGACCCGUUGCAUGGCUUUAUCCCAGCUGCUAUCAGCGGCCCCCCAACAGGCCCCAUACAGGUUCCAGCUGCUCAUGCAGCAGGUCUGGAAGGACCCAAGUGGGUUUCCCGUUGGGCCAGUCUGGCAGACAGCUAUGCUGAAUCUGGUUCCACUCCACCUCAAGGGGAAUGUCUAGAAGAUUUGCGCUUCAUGAGCCGCUCGAUGGGAAGUUACAGUUACGACAACUCUGAGUCCGAGUCCAGCCACAGCUCCAGGACGAGACGGCUGCUGCCCCAGGUGCCUCCAGACAAGCUGGAUAGUGUCGCCCCGAGUAUCCUGAUUCGCCAUGAAUCUUACCAAAGCCAGGAACCUCUGGACAGAGUCUCUGGUCCUCCACGCCCACAGGAUUCCACCCAGCGCCUUUCUGUUCAGGAUGACGUGGACCCAGACAGCCUGAGUGAUGCCAGCCGCUCAGAUGAUGGACCUGUUUUAGAGAAAACAAAGACGAAUCAGGCCAGGACCGGAGCCAUGUCACCAGGUGUCCCUGGUUCUCAGUUUAAAGGUCAGGAGAAGGUGUCUCCAUCCACCAAAUCCACCUCCUUCUACAUCGGUUCUGAAGACCAUCCAGGCAAAUCUGACCAGGCUCAAAGCCUGUUACAGCCUGAGAGGACACAAGAACCCCCGGCAAAAACUCCGCCUACCACAGUCUUGAUCCGACACCUGAGUGGACAUGAACCCAGGAGGACAGGUGUGAAACCCAACAGCUCCGCUCCAAACCUCCAAGCACAGGACAAGGACUCUGUCCCAACUAAAGAUGGCUGCAUGUCAUCGUUUGUCCGGCAGGAGAGCUUCACCAAAGACCAGCCCAGUGACACUGUCCAGAUGAAGAAACUUCCCCACAUCUCCAGCCACCCGUCCAUCAGAGACCUGGAGCAGAGGAGGGAGAACAUCCAAGACACGCAGUCCUUCCUUCAGGAGGCCGAGGGAACUCUGUCCUCUCUGGAUACCAAGUUCCCCUCGUCUGGUUCAGGUCGCAGCUCUAAGAAAGGGGGCUCCUCCAGCCACGUGGACGACUCCCUAUCUGGAGAGUCAGAUGUGGACACAGCAAGCACUGUGAGCCAAGUGAGUAGCAAAAAUGCUCCAGUGAGCUCUGCCUCUAAAAAGCGUCCCACAAUCAGCAGCCUUCAGAAGGAGAAGUCCUCCUCCAGCCCGUCCAUCCAAGAGAAAGGACGGCAGCUCACCGCCCGCGAACGGCUGUCUGAGAAACGCCGAAGCCAGGCGACUGCUGAUACAUCAAGUAAGGCAGAGGCAGCGAAGCGCUUCCAGAUGCGCCGCAGCGCAGGGAACCGUGGUUCUCUGGAUCUGUCUGAGGGCCAGCAGGGUUCUGGUCCACACUGGACUGAAACUACAUCAUCUGACCAUGAAACUUCCCGUCCAUCCAGCCGCGGCAAGAAACUGAUCACCCCCCUUCAGAAAGAAGACAACGGAAAGAUGCCCAAGACAGCGACUCAGCAGGUCCUGACACGUUCCAACAGUCUGUCAGCACCACGGCCAACCCGAGCAUCCAUGCUUCGUCGAGCACGACUGGGCGAGGCCUCAGACAAUGAAGGUGCUGAGACUGACCGGGCAUCCCAGAAUUCUGACAAUAUCACUACACCGGCCAAAGUGUCCGCCGAGGGGAAGAAGCUGUCCAGGCUGGAUAUUUUAGCGAUGCCAAGGAAGAGGACCGGCUCCUUCACAGCUCCCAGUGACAACGAGACAUCCUCCACAGGUCGGUCCGGGUUUUCCAAUCGGAACUCCGAGUCCGUUGCCACCACCAGGAAGACAUCGGUGGGCGACGCCCGGCAGGCAGCUAGCAAAGGGGGCGGAGCUUCGGGGAAGCAACCACUGACCCGUACCCGGUCCAGUGGAGCCAAGUACCCCAGCACUGGUUCCCGUCGCAGACAGAAGGGCUCAGACUUCUCCUCUUCCUCGGAGGAAGAAUAUGAAACCACUGCCGGUACUCCUAAAGCCAAACGCUCCUCCCAUCCCUCCACCUCCACACAGACUCCCCGCGGCCACCGGACGGCUGCUGCUAGAUCCAAAUCUGUGUCCCUGGAGACGGAGGAGGAUGAAGACCAGAACGAGGUUGACCCCUACCAGAACUGGUCCACGCACAGCGCAGAGAUCGCCAAGCUCAGUCAGGACCUGGCCAAAGACCUGGCCAUCCUGGCCAAGGAAAUCCACGACGUCGCCGGGGAUGGAGACUCGCUGAGCUCCAGCAUGGGCACCACCACCUCACCCAGCUCUCUGCCCAACACGCCGGCCUCCACCAUCUCCGCCAGGGAGGAGAUCACCAGAGCCAGACUCCCUCUGCUCUCUUUCCAGCUGGUCCAACAUAUCCCCGAGGCCAGUUUAAACUACCAGAAGGUUCCUCCAGGUUCUGCUGCCGUCUCGGACCUGGACGCAAACAUGAAUGAGCCGGAGCCCGGUUCUAAGCAGCGCCGUCCGUGGAACCGCGAAGAGGUGAUUCUGGAUAACCUGAUGCUGAAUCCGGUGUCUCAGCUGUCUCAGGCCAUCCGGGAGAACACGGAGCAGCUGGCUGAGAAAAUGAAGGUUCUGUUCCAGAACAAGGCCGAGGUCUGGGAGGAGAUUGAGGCAAAGAUCAACGCUGAGAACGAAGUCCCCAUCCUGAAAACCUCGAACAAGGAAAUUACCUCCAUUUUGAAAGAGCUGAGGAGAGUCCAGAGGCAACUGGAAGUAAUAAACACUAUCGUGGAGCCUGGUGGGAGUCUUCAGACUGCAGCCGUUGGGACGUCGUCUCUGGGUCAGACGCGACCGUCCUCGAGGGAGAAGAAACCCACCUCCAAACCCCGUGGCGCCCCCCCAGCCUCCAACGCCAAUGAAAGCACCAAACGACCACCUCGUGGACCCGACGGGGGCCACUACAUGGCCUGA
Messenger RNA from Seriola dumerili (greater amberjack), 5148 nucleotides. RefSeq names its product centrosomal protein of 170 kDa protein B-like (gene cep170bb). The record is from RefSeq and is a predicted model, not a curated record. The coding region runs from base 1 to 5148 and encodes 1715 amino acids. The transcript is spliced from 19 exons. Lineage: Eukaryota; Metazoa; Chordata; Actinopteri; Carangiformes; Carangidae. Gene Ontology annotation, molecular function: protein binding.